Helianthus annuus (common sunflower) is the source of this 519-nucleotide messenger RNA. RefSeq lists its product as uncharacterized. The coding region runs from base 85 to 321 and encodes 78 amino acids. The transcript has 3 exons. The record is from RefSeq and is a predicted model, not a curated record. Lineage: Eukaryota; Viridiplantae; Streptophyta; Magnoliopsida; Asterales; Asteraceae.
AAAUGUUGAGUAUAAAUAGUAAUACCGAGCGAGCGAGCUGCACCAAAUCGCAGAAUUAGGGUUUGUAUUUGAGUGCAGAAUAGAAUGGGUGGGGGAAAUGCUCAGAAGUCGAAGAUGGCCCGUGAAAAGAACUUAGAAAAAGCCAAAGCUGCUGCCAAAGGAAGUCAGCUUGAAGCCAACAAGAAAGCCAUGAACAUCCAGUGCAAGGUGUGCAUGCAAACUUUCAUCUGCACGACUUCCGAGGUGAAAUGCAGGGAACAUGCUGAAGCAAAACAUCCAAAAGCUGAUGUGUACACUUGUUUCCCUCAUCUGAAGAAAUGAUAUGGAUGAUGCCACUGAGGUUUGAAGGUUUUCAAGUGUGAUUGUGUUACACAGUAUGUUUAUAAUAUCUCAUCAACUUGUAUCUCUUGUGAUCUUUGUGUUGUUUCAAAUGUUAGUAAAAAGGGUACCACCUGCAGGUUCCAAUGUUUGGAAUAAUUGCAUGAAAUUACUAACUUAACACAAUUAGUUUUGAUAAUA